Molecule: messenger RNA, 1366 nt
Organism: Mya arenaria
Lineage: Eukaryota; Metazoa; Mollusca; Bivalvia; Myida; Myidae
Product: ectoine dioxygenase-like
Exons: 9
Coding region: 135-1007 (290 amino acids)
Source: RefSeq, a predicted model, not a curated record
GUUACUUGUGUGCAAAAGUUUGGGUUUCACAAUAUAUACUAUUUGUUUUCAUUUUCGUUCAGAAAAGAAGUUUUUGUGAUAUAAGAAUAAUUAUACUUUUUCUGCUGCACAAUAGAGGACCAACGAGAAGAAAAAUGAUCGAGGACGUUCGAUUCGACGGCGAGUUCGAGGUGACGGACGCGCUGAAGAACCAGUACGAUAGAGACGGCUUCCUCAUCGUCAGAAACCUCUUGGAUAAGGAAGAAAUAGCCCAGUUGUGGAAAAUAUUUGAGGAACCAGAUGGCAUUAUGAAACACUCGUAUGAGACGUCAGAACCCGAUGACAAAAAGAUUCUGAGAGUGAUGUACCGUCAUCCAGGAAAUGACGUGAGCGGUAUCAUUUCACGCUCCGAGAAAAUUGUGAACGCCUGCGAAAAGCUACUUGACGGGGAGGUGUACCACUACCAUGGGAAAUUCAUUAUGAAGAAUCCACGAGAGGGUGGCCAGCACGUUUGGCACCAGGAUUACGGAUACUGGUAUAAGCAUAACCUGUUUCCCGACAUGAUCACAGUAUGGAUGGCAAUGGACAAGACCACUCGGCAGAACAGUUGUCUUCAGCUGCUGAAGGGUUCCCACAAGUGCGGGCGUAUCAACCACGUCCCUGGGGACGCAACCCUUCAGACAGGGGCGGACCUGGAACGAGUGGAGGCCCUAAAACCCAAAUGUCCGCAUCUGUAUGCCGAGAUGGAACCAGGCGAUGUGUUGUUCCAGCACUGUAAUCUGCUGCACACAAGCGAGCCAAAUAAUAGCGAUAUGAGGCGCUGGGCGUUCGUGGCUUGCUACAACAAGGCGUCCAAUGACUCCUUCCUGCCACACCACCAUGCAAACUACGUUCCCAUUGAAAAGGUGACCAACUCCGCAAUAAAGGACUGUCGGAACUACACAGACUUUAGCGGGAAAGAUUUCACCGACCCGAUCAAGAAAGAGGAAGACCGAAUGCAUUUCCCGCCAACGGAAGUCAAAGGUUAAAUCCGUGCGUCUGCAUAAAAUGACAGAGAAAUAUUAAAAUUAUUCACUGGAUUUAUUUGAUAACUUGUGAAGUGUUUGAAUUUCAUUUUUUAAUGUAAUAUACUACGUUUUGAAGCACACGUUUGAAAAAUGCAGUCUUUUUAUGACUAAAUCAGGUGUGCCAUCAAGGAUUGUUAAAACACUAGCUAAGCAAUUAAGACACUUUAAAUAAUUCAUGUGCAUCAAUACAUGUGUUUGUUUGUAUUAUUCAAACUUUUCACGUCGAUUGUAAAUAUCUAUCACUUUCGUUUGCUGCAUCAUGUAACGAGAAGCAUGCAUAAUUUAUAACUUUGUAUUUUAAUAAAUAAUAUUGAGAGGAC